Molecule: messenger RNA, 1964 nt
Organism: Rhododendron vialii
Lineage: Eukaryota; Viridiplantae; Streptophyta; Magnoliopsida; Ericales; Ericaceae
Product: diacylglycerol kinase 7-like
Exons: 12
Coding region: 214-1614 (466 amino acids)
Molecular function (GO): ATP-dependent diacylglycerol kinase activity
Source: RefSeq, a predicted model, not a curated record
UUUUUAUAAUGCCCAAAACCCCCCUUACCCUUUCCGUUCUCUCUCAACUUUCCUCCCUUCUUCGUCGUCGGACCUGUUCGCAGUCCCUCUCCCCUAUUAAAAAUCAACUCUCCCCUCUCUCUCUCUCUCUCUCUCUCUCUCUCUCUACAUAGCUAUUACAUAACAUACAUAUAAGUACAACAAUUUAUAUGAAGUUCUAGAGAGAGAGAGACUAUGGAUGCACACGGGUCGGGUCGAUGGUCGGUGAUGGAUUCCCUGAGGGGUUGCACGAUGGGAGGGAUGCGUGUCGACAAGGAGGAACUGAAGCGGAAGAUUACGAUGCCCGAGUACCUACGCCACGCGAUACGAGACGCGAUUGAAUCCAAGGACGCCGCCGGAAACCGCCACUUCGACUCCGCCGCCGCCGCCGCCGAGUGUCCUAUGGUCGUGUUCAUCAAUCCGAAUAGCGGCGGGCGUCACGGACCCAAGCUCAAGUCCAGGCUUCAGGAAUUGAUGGGCGAAGAGCAGGUUUUCGACCUUCAAUCUGUGAGGCCUCAUGUAUUUGUUCAGUAUGGGUUGGGAUGCUUGGAGAAGAUGGCUGAACUUGGGGACUCGUGUGCCAAAGAAACUCGUGAGAAGCUGAGGGUUGUGGUUGCAGGAGGAGAUGGCACGGUGGGUUGGGUUCUAGGAUGCCUUGGAGAGCUUCACAAACAAGGACGCGAACCAAUUCCUCCAACAGCAAUCAUUCCCCUUGGUACAGGAAAUGACUUGUCUAGGAGUUUUAGUUGGGGUGGUUCAUUUCCUUUCUUCUGGAAAUCAGCAAUCAAAAGAACGCUUGACAAGGCUAGUAAAGGUCCAACUUGCCGUCUGGAUAGCUGGAAUGUUUCGAUAUCCAUGCCAGCAGAGGAAGUUGUGGAUCCACCUCAUUCUCUGAAGCUUGUGGAGGAGCGUUCCCUUGAUUCGGGAGUACAAAUAGAAGGACAGCUACCUGAGAAAUUGUCUUGCUAUGAAGGAGUUUUUUAUAAUUACUUCAGCAUAGGAAUGGAUGCGCAAGUUGCUUAUGGCUUUCACCAUUUACGGAAUGAAAAACCUCACCUUGCCAAAGGUCCUAUUUCAAACAAGUUGAUUUACUCUGGCUAUAGUUGCACACAAGGUUGGUUCUUCACACCGUGCAUCAGUGAUCCAAGCUUAAGGGGACUCAAGAACAUUGUAAGGAUGCAUGUUAAGAAGGCCAACUGCUCAGAAUGGGAGCUAGUUCCAAUCCCUGCAAGUGCUAGGUCCAUUGUUGCUUUAAAUUUAAAUAAUUAUGCAAGCGGAAGAAAUCCGUGGGGUCAUCUGAAGCCAGAUUAUUUGGAGAAGAGAGGCUUUGUUGAGGCACAUGUUGAUGAUGGUCUUAUAGAAAUUUUUGGCCUCAAACACGGAUGGCAUGCUUCCAUGGUCAUGACUGAACUUAUUUCUGCCAUACACAUUGCUCAGGGUGCGGCGAUAAGGUUCGAGUUCAGAGGAGGAGAGUGGAAGGAAGCUUUUCUGCAAAUGGAUGGAGAGCCAUGGAAACAGCCAAUGAGUAAGGAUUAUUCCACAUUUGUGGAAAUUAAGAAAGUGCCAUUUCAGUCUGUUAUGAUCAAUGGGGACUAAGUUAAGCGCAACUUCCUCCGAUUGGAAUCAAUGUAAAUCAUAUGCACCCUAGGGUAUUGUUGUAUUUAGUCCGUCACUAUCAGUAGGUUCAUCCAUUUUGAGAAACUUAGGAAUUAUUUAUGGAGAAAUUAGACUUCUUAUGUAGAUAGAAAUUUGUGUUUGCGGGUUAUCUGGGGUAGGUUAAUGAUAUUACAUGUAAAGUACCUGUGAUUAAUACAUAACUUCGGAAUCUUUCGUAUUUUAGAUUUGUAUAUCUUACUUGGUUUCCUGUACGUGUAAUAACUCUGUAAUGCUACUGUUACUUACAUUCAAGUUUCUAUGCAAUGAAAACGGAAUGCUAUUUUAUGAUC